ACCGUGUACUAGCUCAAGGCUGCUGGUAUAUGCUGUUUGGCAUCUCUGCUGCAUCACUCAACUCUGCAAAUGUAAUUGAGAGUCCAUCCCAAGACCGUCCGCUCCUUGAUAGUGCUGCUAAUUCCUAUACUUAUACAUCACCCUCUUCUGUGCAGGAGAGCAUUGAUGAUGUACGUGUAACAUUUUCUGAUGAUGGAUCUCAAAGAUGCCAGGUUCCAAGACAUACAGAAACUCCUCUCUAUCUCCCUGGUCAUAUUCUCUAUUGCUUUCCAAGCUUACCAGAAGAAGAGAGGACGGGAUGGAUGAAGUUCUUCACAGCGAAACAAAUGGAACUAAGAGUGGGAGAUCUGACACUGUGGAUCUUAACGACAGCUCACUUCAAGUGGAUAUUUCUGAUGCUUUGAGUGAAAGAGAAAAAGUCAAGUUUACUGUCCACACAAAAACAAGCCUUCCAGAGUACAGCAAGCCAGAGUUCUCGGUAGUGAGGCAACAUGAGGAGUUCAUUUGGCUUCAUGACCGUUUUGAUGAAAAUGAGGACUAUGCAGGUUACAUUAUCCCUCCACCACCACCUCGUCCUGAUUUUGAUGCAUCACGUGAGAAACUCCAAAAAUUGGGUGAGGGUGAAGGCAGCAUGACAAAAGAAGAAUUCAGCAAGAUGAAACAGGAGCUGGAGGCCUGGCUUGUGAAUCUGAUGGACGGCAUCAGGAGGCGAGAGAAAGUAGCCAAGCUUAGGGAUGGGAAGGGCCCUGGGAUAUCCCAAGAUGUGCUCGUCAAGAUGAAGAAAGAACUCGAAUAGUGAGUUUUUUUGCUU
Cherax quadricarinatus is the source of this 811-nucleotide messenger RNA. The record is from RefSeq and is a predicted model, not a curated record. Lineage: Eukaryota; Metazoa; Arthropoda; Malacostraca; Decapoda; Parastacidae.